UUCAAGAAUAUCCACCAUUUGUUCGUGCAAAGUUCAAGUGUGGAACAUUUCGUAUUAAACAUGGCUUCUGCUCGUAAUACGUCAACAAAAACGACGACGAAUACCGCUAUUCAUAACUUAAGGAGAAACCGGACUUUUUUGAUCCAACAUUUAAACAUCGAGCAUGUGGUGGAGCUGCUGUUACAAGAGAGUAAAAUAGGCCGCCAGGAAUACGAUGAGGUUUGCGACAGAAGCCUAACAGGCAAGCAAAAGGUGAAAGCACUUCUCGACGUUCUUGACAGGAAGGAUGAUUCUGCCUACGAGGUGUUUAGGAGGGGCAUCGUCGAUGGGGAGUGUGACCAAAAGUUUAUAGUUCAGAAACUAGAUGAGACAGAAGAAACAGUUGUCACCACGAAAUAUGUGGGAAGACCAAAAGGAAACGAUUAUAAAGUGAUCCUACUCGGAGAGUCAGGAGUAGGGAAAACUAACCUGCAAAUAGUUUACACUGAGGGGCGUUUCCCAGGCACGACCCAGCCCCUGACCAUCGGCACCGAAUUCUCCUUUAAGGACGUCGAGAUUGAUGACAACAGUUUCGUACGGGUGCAGAUUUGGGACACCGCCGGACAGGAGACUUAUGCACCCAUCUCCAGGGCGAUAUAUCGUGACUGUGACGGUGUUAUAUUUGUGUACGACGUCACAAGGCGGGAAAGCCUCGACAAACUGGCGUUUUGGAUCCGAGAAUACCGCCAAUAUAACAAACAGCACGACAGGACUAUUAUGAUGAUGGUGGGGAAUAAACGUGACUUGCUGGUACGUGAGGGAUACGCGAGGGAGGUGACGCCACACGACGCCCACGUUUUUGCUGAGGAGCAUGGUAUUGACCACGUGUACCUCCACGAGACCUCGGCGGCCACCAAGCAGAAUGUGAAUACGGUGUUCCGAAUCCUCAUCAAUGAAAUAUACAAUAGGAAUCCAAAACCCCUCCGUCGUCUACGGGAGCAAGGCAUUACUUUGUCGAAAGGGGACCUUAAAAAGAAGAAGUCUAAAUGUCCGUGUUUACGAGGAGAAAAAGACUAGUGCAGGAGUUUUGGUGAAAUUUUAAUUUACGAUUUAAAAAUUGUAUUUUAAAUUUGAAGAGGCCCGAGCCUAAGGUCGUUGUGGGAAAUUUUGGGUUAUAUUAGCGGAUAUUCCGCUCGACACCGCCUGAUGAAGAAAGUAAGGGUAUGAUAUCUUCCAAGCAGAUGGCGCCAACUUGAGCACUAACUGACUGGGAAUGGGUAACUUUUUUGUUUAUACAUGGCGAUAAAAGAUUCAGCAUAGAUCGGCUUUGGGCUCUGAAACUGAGAGUUUCUUCAAUCUGCAUGUAUAUGGCUUAAUUACCUAAGGACUGGUGACUGUUUGUAUGCAUGGUGACACGGCUGCGGGCUAUAGAACAGACAAAGAUGGUGCCACCAGAGCAUCAACGGAUCGGUUUUUAAAUGUUUUUCUUUAUAAAUGUUGAAGGCGGGGAUAAAGUAAAAUGCCUUCAUCAUACAUAUCCAUUCACCUAAAACACUGUGUGUUUGUCGUAAUCGUGUUAGUGUACAUAAGGUGUUAGUAUGUGUAGAUACACUGUCAUAGGCCAGAUCCCAAUCUAGUCCAGUUACUCACUGGACUGAGCCAAAAACCAAUUGGGGCCUGGUCUAGACCAGAUCCAAAUUGGUUGUUUGCAUGAUUAACAGCAGAAUGGGCAUAUUAAUUGACCAAGUAAUUUAAAGAUGAGCCCUCAGUUUGUUUGUAAAAUAAUGUAGGUUUGGUACGUUAGCGCUGACUACCUUUACAAGAUUAAGGGCCAAAUCUGGGACAACAAUGAUGUUUUUUUUCUUUCACAUAUUCACUGUUGUUUUUGACUUAAGAUACAAAGUGUUGGAACUUAAACACACUUUAAAUGCAUAAACCACUUCUUGGUGACCUUAUCGGAGGAUAAGUUAUAUAUUUUGAUCAUUGUCAUAGAAAAAUCGUAUGUUAAACGUCGGCAGAAAUAAUCUAGUUUACUAUCUUCUUACGAACCUCGCCAACUAACAACCAUCUUGACACAGCUUUAAAUCUCGUGAAGUCAGUCGUCAAAAUUUUGGCGAAAUGUUAAAAAAAAAACGCUUUACAAGUUUAGGACAUUUUUAAUUUUCCCAGAUUGUUACAGAGUUAUGGCGAGUGUCAGGAAAGAAGGAUCAAAAUUUUGUUAGUAGGAGAAAAAUUGUGCUUACGUACUCCAGGAAGAUUUGCAAUACCGGUAUAUGUAGUACAAUUUGUAGCGGGGAAAUAUUAUAAGGUACUAGUACACUUGGACGAAUGAAACAUCUAAGGUUUAAUCAAAUGAACGUAUAGAGUGCUACACUGUAGGUUUGACUUUAUUGAUCAAGAUUAUAUAUCUCCCAUAUAUAUAUACAUUUAGAUUGUUUAUUGUGUAAUUUUAAAAUGUUUAUGUUUUUCCUUCUUGUGAAGGCGAUAAAUAGCUUGAUAACGCACCUCUGCGCAUAUUGAUUCCCGUUUUCUACUAUGUAUGAUACAACAUGUAAUGUUAGUAAUUGACAGCAU
Lingula anatina is the source of this 2553-nucleotide messenger RNA. RefSeq lists its product as uncharacterized. Gene Ontology annotation, molecular function: GTP binding; GTPase activity. The record is from RefSeq and is a predicted model, not a curated record. Gene Ontology annotation, biological process: regulation of apoptotic process. Lineage: Eukaryota; Metazoa; Brachiopoda; Lingulata; Lingulida; Lingulidae.